This is a messenger RNA of Harpegnathos saltator (Jerdon's jumping ant), 4321 nucleotides long. RefSeq lists its product as uncharacterized. The transcript is spliced from 8 exons. The record is from RefSeq and is a predicted model, not a curated record. Lineage: Eukaryota; Metazoa; Arthropoda; Insecta; Hymenoptera; Formicidae. Bases 596 to 3805 code for a protein of 1069 amino acids.
UCUUACCUGGCUGUCUCCCACCGCGGCGGACCGCAGGAACUCUUCCCUCGCCGGAGAAGUAAAACUCUCGGACGUUUUCCGAUCUCCAACAGUCCCGGACCCGUUCUCGCCGUCGACGUGUGAACUCGUUAAGCGGCCGGCAGCUGACGUAUCCUCGUUCACCCUCCAGCAGCUCUCGCCUCUUCCCGGACGCGGACGAGGAAGGAAGGCUCGAAUUACCUGAUAUCCUGGAAGACGCGAGCAGCAUCUUUCCCCUCUGUCUUCUGUCUAUCUCUCUGUUUCUCUCUUUCUCUCUCUAUCGCGAGAUUAGAAGCAAGCACAAUCGACGAGAUCGCGAAGACCGAAGCAGGACGAUAAGACGACUUCCGCAUCUGAUCGCACCGGACGAGAUCAGUGGGAGAAGCGAGUUUCCGUUUCCGAGGAUCGUCAUCUGGCUCAUUGGCUGCCGAAAGUACCUCGUCAACACCGAUACCGACGAGCAGGAGCGACUCUGAUGUACCGGUGGUGAAACUCCCGCAGAGACGGAUAGCAGCAGGUGCUUCGCCGUUGUGUGAAUCGUCGAUCGAGAUCCCGGCCAGGAAAGUUCACCGGCGUGAUGAGGCGGAAAUAUCUCUUGUGUUUGCUGUGGGCCGCACUGGUACUGAGGUCGGACGUCUUCGUCGCCGCUGAAGCCGACCCCGCGAUUUUGAACGGCCCCGAAUUGCCGCAUUUGCAACAGAGCCGCCUCGUGCACGAUCCGCGACCUCGUCUCUCGGCUUCCCAGCAAGCCCAGAUAUUGAGCGACGUGCAGCAACAUCAGCAACGGUACCGGCGUCCCAUUCCAGAGUCGAAGAACUCGCGGAUAGGAUCCUUCCAAUCGUACGAUCAAGUGACACCCAAGUAUCAGCAAUCCAGCACGCCGUAUCCCUCCCUAGCCAAGUACAAGGUUGACCGAACGAAGCAGCAGCAGUUGCAGCAAUUGUUGCAGCAACAGCAACAGGUGCAGCAGCUUCUGCAACAGCAGCAGCAGAAAAUCGCUCAGCAACUCGGCACUGCUUCGGACUUCGUGAACGGAAAUGCACCGCAGUACCAACGACAGCGGCAGCAGUACCAACAGCAACAGCAACAGCAACAGCAACAGCAACAGCAACAGCAACAGCAACAGCAACAGCAACAGCAACAGCAACGGCAACGGCAACAGCAACAGCAACAGCAACCGCAGCAACGAUACAAUAACCAAUACCAGAAUAACGGCUUCCAGAAUCUCCAUCAGGAUCUGUCGCAGCCGCUGUUCAGCGACCAACAGACGCUGCAGCUGCAGGAAUACCUCGAAAAGCAACGCGAGCUGGAGUUGUUGCAGAAGCAACGGCAACAGUUGCUGUACGAGCAGCAAGAGUUGCGAAGGCAACAGGAGCUGUUGCGACUCCAGCAGCUUCAGAGGCUCACCUCCACUACGCCGCCGCCGUUGCUGUCGUCGCCGUCGACCGCGACAUCCGUUCCCAUCGCCGUAAGCACCACCCCGUCGUCGUUGCUGUUGUCGUCGCCGACGGCGCGGCGGAUCACGCCGUCCGAGGCGGAGCUUUUUCUUAAGGCAAUUGCUAACCAUCAGAAGAAAUAUUCAACGAGCACAACAACGACAACGACAACAACAACCACCACCACCACCACCACCCCACCACCCCCGCUUUCUAGAACAGUCGUCUCCAAGGUUCACCAGGAUACGUCGGGCAUACCGGAUAACUUACUAAGCCUGAUUCAGGAGCAGGAGAGUCAGUUGGUGCAGCAGGACAAGCCAAGGCCGCAGGUCAAAGUGAUUUAUCAAACCGACAAGCCCAGCACUGCGAGACAGAGCGGUUCCAGGAGCAAGGGUUCUCCGCAGUCCAGCGAGAGGGAAGUGUUGCUGAAGCAACUGAAGAUCGCACUGGCUCAGUCCGGCGAUGACGACGUCAGGAACGUUACCACCCGCGACUUGAUCUUGCCGAACGGCAAGAAGCUCCAGGUGAUUCACGCGCCGAACGGUCUGUCCUCCAUCGUGCCGAGCGGCAGCCCCGUUCAGACCUCGAUUUCGCCGUCCUCGACGACCACGAUAAAACCGCCGAAGGCGAUCUUCGAGGAGCUGACCAAGGGCGGCGUGUUGCCGCCAGGCGCCGACUUUGAGAUCAUCCGGCAGAAGAGCGACGGCAAGCUGGAGGAGGUCGGCAAGGCGCCGAUCCAGAACCUGCCGGCGAAGAAGGUGACGUUCGUCGUGCUGGAGGAGCAGCCGGACGGUAGCUACAAGGUACAGGGUGUGAAGGGGAAUGCCGAGAAGGAGAGCGGCACCGAUGUCGAGUCCAUCGUUGAGAGAAUCAAAAAGGGUGAGCUGAAGUUACCGCCGAGCUCGCUUCAGCCGACCACUCCUUCCAACCUCGAGCAACACUUCGAAUCCAGCAUCGAUCCCAAUCUGGUGUCCACUCAGGGUACAACCAAGACGUCGCACCAUCACUCCACCAGCACGCCCACUACGACCUUCAGGCCUACUGUCAGGUCCACCUCGGCCAGCAAGUCGACGACAGACUACUUCCCUUAUGUCACGGUGUCGCCAAACUCGGUGUCCACCACCGACAAAUACGUAACUUCCGCGUCCAGCGUCACCGGCCAUGUGUACAACACCUUGAACACCAGCCCGAAAACGAGCCUGUCGGACCACAUACCGCGGGUCACCACCAAGUACCCGUCCACCAGGAGUCAAUUCAUCCCGACGAUGGCGCCGGUCAACGAAAUCGUGACGACGCCGACAUCGCCGGUGACCUUCUCGCACCACACGACCAAUUCCUACAUCCACUUCCCAGCGAGCCCAACGGCCACCUCGCCAACGUUGAGAGUAUCUCCCAGCACAGCGACGUCCAGUUUGCAGAACGAGAACGUCGUUUACCAGGGUACCACGUUGUCCCCGACAGAGGCCAUCAAGACCCAGGCAUCAACUGAGAGCUUGGCCACGAUGCUGAAGAAAGAGGGUCUCUUCGCUAUGGCCAAGUACCUGAGGCAGUCGGGACUGGACAAUGUGUUGAACGAAACCGGUCCAUACACUAUAUUCGUCCCUACGGACAAAGCGUUCAGGACUUUGUUAGUACAACUGGGAGGACCGGAAAAAGCCGAGCAGAAAUUCCACGAGAAUCCGCGGCUUCUGAGUGGGCUCCUUCUUCACCAUGUAAUACCAGGAGGCUUCAGGAUCGACUCCCUGCAGGACGAAAUGACCGGCGUCAGCCUGGCCGGGACCCAAUUACGAGUGAACGAGUAUGCGAUGCAGGAUCACGAGUGGAACGACGUAAAAGUGACGACGAUAAAUGGGGCGCGCGUCGCGCCCAAUAAACGGGACAUCGAGAUUCCUCAAGGUAUCGCCCACGCCGUCGACCGGGUGAUGUUCCCGCUCCCAGUCGGGGACCUGGUGCAAACGCUGCAAGCCGACCGCGAGAGGAGGUUCACUACGUUCCUCAGGAUACUCCACGCGUCGGGCCUAGAGGACACGCUUGCAGGACCGAAGACGUUCACCAUCUUCGCACCGACUGAUUCCGCUUUCACCGACGCGUCUGCGAAGAACGGCGUCCCAAUUUGGACCGAGCAGGACGGUCCGGAAGCGGCGAAAACGAUAAUCUCGAAGCAUGUGAUCCCUACCACGAUUUACACCGCGGGGAUGAGGUAUUAUAUCCAAAAGGACACCCUUCGUCCGCAAUCACCGGUUCACAUCCACAAGAACAGCGGACGAGUACGAGUGAACGAAGCACACGUCUUAACGCAUAACGUGCCGGCGACGAACGGAGUAUUGCACGCGAUCGACAGUGUUCUGUAAAACGGCGGCACAUAAUGAACCGCGCAGGUGAUAUUCAUAAUAUUAGAACGCAUUGUGCACGGCAAUCUCUCGAACGAUAUGUAUGCAUCAACGAGCGUGAAAUCCCUGUGUGAGUAUGAUCAAAUGCACGACGAAUCAACUGGCAGAGUAUCCAAUUCAAUCGGCAGAGUCACGUCGCAAAUGGAUCCUCGUUAAUCGUUCAAAUUAACGCGUUAAUGCCAUAGAUGUGCAUGUCGAAAUAUUAAGACAAAGAACGAGACGUCACCUUUAACGUGUACGCACGUGUAUACAUACUAAUUUAUACGAAAUACAGAGUGUUCAAAAAUCUUUGACACAGCCAUUGCAUAUAGGCGGAACAGGUCAAGCCGAAGAGGAAAGCUAUGUACUGUUUUGCAAAGUUUCUCAGGACCUCUCAACAGCAAUCAGUAUCAACUGAUAAUACGAGCCCAAGUGAGCAGCGAUUGAUACGAGAAAGAAGUACGCUUUGCUCUGGAUAAAUAUUGCAAAAGCUGCAUA